UAAAUGCUAGAGUUUCAGUACAUAGAUGGAAGGAGGAUGGAAGACUAUCGAAAUUCAUCCCCUCGAAAGUUGUUUUCAAUUAUCUUUGAGAAUAGAUUUAAAAUAAGAGCAUUAGAUUUGUCAGGUUUUCCCAAAAGCAGGAUGUUAAUAAAAAUAAAGAUCUGGCCAAGUUUAAGGCAACACGCUUUAUUUUUGUCAAAAACCCACUCAUGAAAAAAUCUAUUUCUUUAAAAUGCAUUUAGCAGCAAGCCAAAGCAAUCGAUCAGGAACUCACUUGUAGGUUGGAACCCAGACGCUUAUGCCUCUAUUAGUCUGCCAUGGAGGGUAACCGUGCAUCUUCCAGGUACCAAGUGAGAGAAAAAUACUCUGCAAUGUGCUGUUGAACCGGAUAAUAUCAUAAAUAACACUAAAUAGAUAUUCUGACCUGGCUGAAUGCAUGUGGCCAGAAAAGAACAUUACACAAACAAACCUUUAAAUACCCUCCCUCUUUUAUCCAUAUAUGUAUAUAUAUAUACACAAAGGAUUACCAACUUGCUAUGAACAGCCGUGGACACAACAACAACAUAGUGAAAGGAAGCUGUUCCUCUACAAACACUACAAGGAAAUGAAGGAUUAGAGAAAUGACACAGCGGAAGAGAGCCAGCCUGAAUUUUGGAACAACAAAAUGAUAUCCAGGAUUAAUGAAGCCCUAAAGCUAAAGCCCAUUCAGCACAGAGCUAAAAACCUGAUCCUCUUCUUAGGUGAUGGGAUGGGAGUUCCAACAGUCACUGCCACCAGGAUCUUAAGUGGGCAGAUGAAGAGAAUGCUGGGAGAAGAAAAUGAGCUGGCAAUGGACAAGUUCCCCUACACGGCACUCUCUAAGACAUACAAUGUGGAUCGCCAAGUUCCUGACAGCGCCGGUACUGCAACUGCUUAUAAUUGUGGAGUGAAAGCCAACUAUGGAACAGUCGGAGUGACUGCUGCUGUCAAACGUUCCAACUGCAGCAAUAUGAAAGGCAAUGAGGUUGAAUCGGUUCUCAAGAAAGCAAAGGCAGCAGGAAAAUCGGUAGGAAUUGUUACUACAACACGAGUCCAGCAUGCUUCCCCCUCUGGCACUUACGCUCACAUUCCUGACCGGGAUUGGUAUAGUGAUGCUAACAUGCCCGCAGACGCUGUGAAUUUUGGGUGUAAAGAUAUUGCCCAGCAGCUGAUUUCAAAUGUGGACAUAGAUGUCAUCCUUGGUGGGGGGCGGAAGUAUAUGACACCAGUGGGAACUUCUGAUCCUGAGUACCCUGCAGAUAAGAAGCAAAAUGGCAUAAGAAAAGAUGGAAGGAACCUUAUAGAUGAAUGGCUUCGGAAAAACAAGGGGGCUCAGUAUGUGUGGAAUAAAGAACAACUGGAUAAAAUCAAUGUCUCCACUGCAAAACAUGUGAUGGGUUUGUUUGAACCAGCAGAUAUGAAAUAUGAGUUGAACCGCAAUAUUACUACAGACCCAUCCAUUGUGGAGCUAACAGAAAUAGCUAUCCGUCUCCUACAGAGGAACCCCAAUGGAUUUUACCUCUUUGUUGAAGGUGGAAGAAUAGACCAUGGGCAUCAUGAUGGACAAGCCAAGCAGGCACUAACCGAGGGGGUAAUGUUUGACAGGGCUAUCAAAAUAGCAGGCCAGCUCACCAAUGAAAUGGAUACUCUAACUGUGGUGACUGCUGACCACUCCCAUGUCUUCACCUUUGGGGGUUAUACUUAUAGAGGAAGCAGCAUAUUUGGUCUGGCUCCAAAGAAAGCUUUUGACAACAAGUCUUACACAUCCAUUCUUUAUGGUAAUGGGCCUGGGUUCAACCUAACUGGCCAAGGCCGUCCUAAUGUGGAUAGCAAUAUAAGUGAGGAAGUUGGCUAUUUGCAGCAGGCAGCAGUGCCUUUGGAUUCUGAAACCCAUGGCGGGGAAGAUGUGGCCAUAUUCUCAAAGGGGCCUAUGUCACAUCUAUUUCAUGGAGUCCAGGAGCAGACAUAUGUAGCCCAUGUCAUGGCAUAUGCAGCUUGUUUGCCUCCCUACAAGGACUGCCCUCCCCAGCGUAAUGCUGCUCCCACAACCAAAACAAGUGCUGCUCUGCUUCUGGUGCCUGCUGUCUGGUUACUCAUCUCUCCCAUGGUUGGUUUAAUAUUUUAAAGCAAUAGCCACAGGAGAGGGAUUGUCUGUAGCCUGCGCUCAAAUGUGCUAUCAAUGCAAUGUGACUUCAAACAUUUCAGUCUGUUAAAACCAUUUCUAAGUCCGAGGCAUAAGAUUUACAGUAUGUGGUGUCUGUUAAAAAAUGUGCAAAAUGGGAAUCAGUGAAAGUCAUCAAGUUACCCUUUGUAACCAAAACACUUUAACCUAACAGAGACUGUCAGUCAUGUUCCCCUGGGAACGAAGGUUUGGUCUUACAUCCGCCCUCUUCAACUUCUCAUUUUCUCGUUAAGCCUCUUAUUUUUUAGGCAUUUUGUCAAAAAGAAAAGUUUGUUUUAAUGCUUGUGCAAAUUAAUAUAUUAAAGUGAUAUUGACACAUA
Messenger RNA from Xenopus tropicalis (tropical clawed frog), 2520 nucleotides. It is a transcript of the gene alpi, whose product is annotated as alkaline phosphatase, intestinal, gene 1. NCBI's taxonomy places the organism in Eukaryota, Metazoa, Chordata, Amphibia, Anura, Pipidae. Gene Ontology annotation, cellular component: plasma membrane. The transcript is spliced from 11 exons. Bases 665 to 2143 code for a protein of 492 amino acids. Gene Ontology annotation, molecular function: alkaline phosphatase activity; phosphatase activity. The record is from RefSeq and is a predicted model, not a curated record.